Pterocles gutturalis (yellow-throated sandgrouse) is the source of this 1940-nucleotide messenger RNA. RefSeq names its product cytochrome P450 2H2-like. Gene Ontology annotation, biological process: xenobiotic metabolic process. The record is from RefSeq and is a predicted model, not a curated record. The transcript is spliced from 9 exons. Gene Ontology annotation, cellular component: intracellular membrane-bounded organelle; cytoplasm. Gene Ontology annotation, molecular function: oxidoreductase activity, acting on paired donors, with incorporation or reduction of molecular oxygen, reduced flavin or flavoprotein as one donor, and incorporation of one atom of oxygen; iron ion binding; heme binding. The coding region runs from base 86 to 1573 and encodes 495 amino acids. Lineage: Eukaryota; Metazoa; Chordata; Aves; Pterocliformes; Pteroclidae.
CCUCUCUGCUCACUGCUCAGUUGAGACUUUUCUCCCUGGAGGGGGAAUUAUUUUUUUUUUUUCCUGCUCAGCAGCACGGGCAAGGAUGGAUGCUGGACUGGCCGGGGUGCUGGUCACCCUCCUCUCUAUCCUGUGUUUCCUGUUCUGGAGAAGCAACAUGAAGAGAAGCCAGCUGCCUCCUGGACCAACCCCAUGUCCCAUUUUGGGCAACCUAUGGCAAAAGGACGUCCUGCCCCUCUACAAGAACUACCAGAAGCUCAGCAGCAGGUACGGCCCCAUCUUCACUGUCUGGCUGGGGCCAAAGCCGGUGGUGGUGCUCUGCGGGUACGAGGCGGUGAAGGAUGCUCUGCUGGGCCACUCCGAGGAGUUUGGAGGGAGACCUGAAAUACCGCUUCUGACGGAGCUGUCAAAUGAUUAUGGUAUUGUCUCCAACAACGAGAAGAAGUGGCGGGAGCUGCGAAGGUUCACGCUCAGCACCCUGCGGGACUUUGGGAUGGGGAAGAGCUCCAUGUCGCAGCGGGUGCAGGAGGAAGCCCAGCACCUGGUGGAACGGCUGGCAAAACUGGAAGGCAAUGCCUUUGAGCCGAUGACAAUGUUCAGACAUGCAGUUUCCAACGUGAUCUGCUCCGUUGUUUUUGGGAGCCGUUACAGCUACAGCGACACGGCCUUUCUGGAGCUACUGGACAUGAUCGGGAAUUACAUCAGCUUCUUCGUCUCCCCCGUCGCCAUGGUCUACAACACCUUCCCCAGCAUCAUGCUCCGCCUCCCGGGGCCGCACAAGAAAUCCCUGGCUGAGUGCGAGAAGCUGAAGGACUACAUCCGAGAAAGAGUCGAGCUUCACAAGCAGACGCUGGACCCCAGCUGCCCCCGAGACUACAUCGACUGCUUCCUUACGAGAGGGGAGAAGGACAAGCUCAGCCCAGAGAACAUGUACAGCGACGAAGACCUGGUCAUGUCAGUAUUCGACCUGUUUGGUGCUGGGACAGUGACUACUAGCAACACCCUGGUCUUCUUCCUCCUAAUCCUGGCAAAACACCCCCAUAUUCAAGCCAAGGUCCAAGAGGAGAUCAAGGCAGUGGUGGGCGCCGGCCGCGCCCCCAGCACGGAGGACAGGCUGAGGAUGCCCUACACCAACGCGGUGGUCCACGAGCUGCAGCGCUACCACAAUAACCGCACUGAGAACUUCCCGCGGAUGACCACGCAGGACAUCGUGUUCAAGGGCCACACCAUCCCCAAGGACACAGUUGUUAUUCCCGUACUUUCCUCCGUGCAUACGGAUCCAACCCAGUGGGAGAACCCCAACGAAUUCAACCCAGGCCACUUCUUGGAUGGGAACGGCGAGUUCAGGAAGCGCGAAGCCUUCAUGCCUUUCUCGGCAGGGAAGCGGAUGUGCCCUGGAGAGGCCCUGGCCCGCAUGGAGCUCUUCCUCUUCCUCACCAACCUGCUCCAGAGCUUCACCUUCCAGCUCGAUGGCGACUACGAGGAGACGGAUUUAUCCUCCCUAUGGUUCAAGAUAGAGGCAAGGGCGAUACCGGGCAAGUUCCUUGCUAUUCGGCGCCCGGCGUCCCCUUAGGCAGAGAGCGUUGGGGGGAAGGAAGGGGUCUUCCAGUUGCCUUCACAUCUUCUGAAACCAGAGCAAGCCACACAACCAUGAACGCUGCCGCAGCAGCCACCGCGCAGGAGGAUCGCUUCGGAAUUUUCCUGGGAGAACUGCCAGGCACCUCUGCCACCAGCUCUGCAGGCGUCGUGGCUCCCAACCCUUCCCCUCUGAAUCCCAGCAACACCAGGAAGUCAGCACUGGAUUUUCCUCCACUGUGUUAUCGGCUCUGGUUGGAGCUCCAGCUCCUCGGGGCAGGGCUGCCUGCGGCUCCCCGGGCUGCACUGGGCACUCCCUUGUUUUGGGGAGAGGUUAAGAGUGCUUCUGCAAUAAAAAUAACCAU